GUGCGCGAGGCUUCGCUACAACAGCGUUGGGCUCGAGCGUGCUCCCUCUCCUCUUGCAAGAGGGAAGCCAGUCGAACGCCGAGCGAGACAGCCGUCGCGGAAGCGAGCUUUUACGCCUCGUCCGCGCUCAUUCGUUUCCUACUUUUCGACUACUUCGCGACGAAUUUGGUGCGUUUCCUUUUGUUUUUGCUCCCGUCGUGUCUCUCUGGGUCAUGGCCGACAGCAGCAAACUUCACAACGCCGUCCGUCACGACAGAGGUCGGCUCAUUGCUCGUCUCGUCGCUGAAGGUACACCAGUGGACACGGUGGACGCGAAUGGCAACACGGCGCUGUUCGUGGCCAUCACCGACGGACCCGUCAGCGCCGUCCCACACCUGCUGCAGGCCGGCGCCGACCCGAACUUCCGGUGCAGCGGCGGUGCCACUUCGGUGCACGCUGCGUGCCGUCGCGGCAGUCGCGCCCUGUUGCAGCAGCUGCUCGACUGCGGCGGUGACCUGCGGCUGCGCGACGCCUCGGGACGCACGCCGCAGGACUGGGCGCUGGGACACGCCGACCCGCUCUGCAGACGGAAGCUGGUGGCCUUCAUCAACAACAAGCGUGCUCUGGCAUACCGUUUCGGCGACGCGGACGCCCUGCUGGACGAGGAGGCGGGCGGUGCCGCCAUGCUGGAAUCGGGGUCGCCAGGAGGCGCGGCGGCGGCCGCCUCACUGUCUCGCCGCCUGCUGGCUGGCCGACCCGCGGUUCCCCGUCGAAGGUCUGGGUGCACCGAGAAGAUUCGGGCCGGCGGAGGCUUCGGGGUGGUGUACUGCAGCCCCGCUCGGGAGACAGGUGUGACCACGUUCGUGCCGCUCAUUGCGAGCAACUACCUGUACAACUCGGAGGACAGCAACAUCACCUGGAGCGGACCCCAGUCGCUACUGCAGACCAUGUACUGGGAUAAAAUGAAAGUGUCGGUGAAGAAAUCGUCGCCAAGUGGCGGCCGCCACAACCGGGCCUCGGACGUGCUCAUCGCCGAGCUGGAGAAAGUGCGUCGUCUCACCUUCCACCCUCACUUGCUGUGGCCGUUGGCCGUGAGCCCCGUGCAGAACAUGGACGACGUGCUGCUCGUCUUCGAGUGCGUACACCUGGGCAGCCUUUUUGACGUGCUGCACGAUCGGGGAGGGCGCCGCCUGCAGGCCACCGCUGUCGUCAGCCGAGGCCGUCUGCUGCUGGUGAUGCAGCAGGUUUGCGAAGCGCUGCUGUUCCUGCACAGCAGGCGAUGGGUACACGGCUGCGUGUCAUCGCACUGCGUCUACCUGGUGGCGCCCUGCCUCGGAAAGCUCGGGAACUUCGAGUUCCUGCAGAGGAGUGAGCAGGCAGCAGGAGGAGGAAGCCGUGCUACUGCUUCGUCAACGGAUGUGCCGUACCGCCCUCCGGACGAGGAGUUCUUCGACUACUACUACCCUUGGCUCGCGCCGGAGGUGCUGACGGGCCACCGACCCACCAUGCUGGCUGACCUGUACCAGUUCGCCGCUGUGCUCUGGGAAGUGUGCACGGGGGAAGGUCCAUGGGGCUCUGCGGAUCGUGCUGCGGUUGAGAGCGCCCUGGCAGAAGAGCGCCGUGGACUGUCCCGCCGGCCGGAGAUUCCUCCUUCUCUGGACACUUUGGUGGACGCCGCCCUGUCGCUGGACCCCGCCGACAGGGACGUCAGCUUGGAGGAUGUCUACCACGCGCUGGCCGCUAUCGUCAAGGAGGGUCAGGGCACCGUGGGACUCGUGGUGAGCCGAAUGGAGCAGGCGAGCAACGCGGCCCGUGUCCGGUCGACCAGGUCGGUGCCGUCGCGCCGGGCGUCGUCCACCGUCGCCCACAGGCCGGCUGCGCACAGGCGGCGUGCUGCGUCUACUGUGAUGGACGACGUGUCAGAGGCCCUGGACGAGCUCAUCACCCUGACCGACGAGGCUCCCGCGUACCGGUCGCCGCCUCCGCGGCGGGUCAGGCCGUCGGUGCUGCCACGUGGGAGCCUGAAUACCCACGUGGACCUGCUGGGAAGCAAGUUCGACCAGAUGUCGCUCUCGUCGAGCAUUGACCCCAUGGAGUUCACCAGGGACACGCCCAGGGCGCCCGCCUUCUCGCCCAGGACAGCAGAGAAGCCGUUGUUUGAGGCUUGCACGCAGACGGACCCGGAGUCGCCGCCCCCGGUGCUGCGACCCCGCACCGGCGCCUUUGUGCCUUACGAGGCCGGCAGCGUUUGCCAGUCAUCGCGCGUGACGGACAGCCUGCUGCUUCAAGAGGGGACCGCCAAGACUUCGGCGUCUCGGGUCGACCGCCAAGUGGCCGUGCAGCAGCAUCAGAGCGUGAACGGCAGCGUACGGCGCACGGUUCGACCCUGCAAGCCGGCCAGCCACUCGUACGGAUUGUCGCCGUUUGCGCAGAGAAGCCGGCUCAACGCCACCGCCACCAAGCAGCAGCAGCGAACCGUCACGGACUCGUCGGGCAUUGACAGCGCCAGGGUCAUCGAGCUCUCCGGCCAGCAGCAGCAGCAGCAGACGUGGCACGCGCGUGGUGACGUCGUCGAAUCUCACCGACAGCACAGCACGAUGCCCUCCAGGGGCACUAGCGUCUGCCGCACGGAUGCCGCCAUUCUGGAGGACCUCGAGCAGGGCGAGCAGUACUACCGGCAACCGGUGUGGCGCUUGCUGUCACGACGGGUCCGCAAGGUAGACUGGCGCACACACUGCUACGACGAUCUGUUCCCGCCCGGGAAUCAGAAGGAGCUGGUGGGCCGGUCCGCGCACGCCGAGGCUUCGACGAUGGCCGGAAAGCGUGACGACGACGUCACCAGGGGCGUGGUGGCCGACUACUCCCUACCACCUAACCUGGCGAUGAUUGGAGAAGACGGAGACGUCACCGACAGCGAGGUCAAGUCUGUGCAGACUGAGCCCAACCACUCGUACAAGGUCGAGGUUGUGACCCAGACGUGCCCGGUGAUCCAGCACACACUCACGGUGACCAGCACCAACCUGCUGACUGGCGAGAUCACCGUCAGCGAGGGGUGCACCGGUGCCGAGGCGGUGCAGGUCCAGUGGAACCCCGAGCAGAUUAGCAUCACUACUCCUGACACCAGCCUCAACUCUUCGGCGGGUGCCGCCUCUUUCACUACUGCUGUUCCACCGACGUCGAAAGACUAGCCGGCGCGUGCCUUGUGCUUUGACAAUAAACCGCCCG
Molecule: messenger RNA, 3204 nt
Organism: Dermacentor silvarum
Lineage: Eukaryota; Metazoa; Arthropoda; Arachnida; Ixodida; Ixodidae
Product: inactive serine/threonine-protein kinase TEX14
Exons: 20
Coding region: 213-3167 (984 amino acids)
Biological process (GO): male meiotic nuclear division; mitotic sister chromatid separation; protein phosphorylation
Cellular component (GO): midbody; intercellular bridge; kinetochore
Molecular function (GO): protein binding; ATP binding; protein kinase activity
Source: RefSeq, a predicted model, not a curated record